This is a messenger RNA of Xenopus laevis (African clawed frog), 2180 nucleotides long. It is a transcript of the gene etv2.L, whose product is annotated as ETS variant transcription factor 2L homeolog. Lineage: Eukaryota; Metazoa; Chordata; Amphibia; Anura; Pipidae. Gene Ontology annotation, biological process: regulation of transcription by RNA polymerase II; regulation of DNA-templated transcription; cell differentiation. The coding region runs from base 558 to 1475 and encodes 305 amino acids. The record is from RefSeq and is a predicted model, not a curated record. Gene Ontology annotation, molecular function: sequence-specific DNA binding; DNA-binding transcription factor activity, RNA polymerase II-specific; DNA-binding transcription factor activity. The transcript has 6 exons. Gene Ontology annotation, cellular component: nucleus.
UCUGUACUGGGGACACAGUGAAUGUGCUUCAUAUACAUGGAUAUACAAUUAUUUGGGAAUUAAUUUGGGAUAUAAGAAGUGUGCAUGGAGGGAGGGGGGAUGUACCUGGCUAAUAACCCCACUAUCAGUUAUACCAUAAAUAUUUAGAAAUGGAAUCUGAAUGGAAGGGAUAUUUUUAGCCGGUUAAUGAGGGCUGGAAGCUAUUUUUGUCCCUGAUCCCUUCUUCCUCCCUCCUGAGUGAUGGAUUGCAAGCUGUUUGUCCACCCCUCCCUCUCCUGGUUGGUGUCAGGCUCCCAUGUCACCCCCCUCUCAAGGUGGCUCAAGUGGGCUGCUCUGAUUUGACCUCCUCUGUGAUGUCACGGAAACUUACUCCUCUGAGUCCCUAAAGAUGUCACAGUACAAUGAGCCAAUGAGAGAGGAGCUGGGUGUAUAUAAGGGGCAGGAGACUGGCGCUGAAGCAACAAUCAGGAUUGUCCUGUCCAAAAGGCACCAAAAACUCCUUGAGAGAAGAGAUCGGAGAUUUGGUGCAAGCAGAGCCUGUCCCGAAAUUCAGCAAGAUGGAUCCCAGUAUCUACUACUGCCCAGAGCUCGCCCCGCAGGAGGUCCCAAGCCUGGAGGGCAGGUCAGAAGGUUCAGGCACCCUCCCGACUCCCGGCAACUCCCUGCCAUGUGAUGAAUUCCUGCCCUCUUUCCAGACGUUGUUACCAGCACUAACAGAGCAAAUACAGCCAGGGCAGCAGGAGACGAUGAUGAUGCCCCCUACUGGGGAUUUGCUGUAUCACACUCAGCACCAAUCUCCCUUCACUGCUAUGGAUGAGAGCUACUCCCAGGGCGCAGGCUCGGUUGGGGAUCAGAGUUUCUCGUGGGCAUCACAGGAAUGGCACAGCUGGGACGAAACCACCUGGAUGGGCUGCAACUCUUUUGAGGCUUCAGUUCCUCCAUCACCACUUGUUAAUCCUGGAAGUCAACACUCAGCAGCAAACAGAGCUCCCCCUGCAGCCUUUCCUCUCAAUGACUCUCCUCACCAUCAAGCCCACAGCUUGGGCCCCCGCCGCUCCAGUACAGAAAAUGAGAGAUACCAUCAUCCCUAUAGACUGAACAGCACCGGGAUCAAGGACAAGAAACCACUGCCAACAGCAAGCUCCGGCCCAAUUCAGCUCUGGCAGUUCCUCCUGGAGUUACUGCAAGAUUCCUCCUGCCAGAAGCUUAUCAGCUGGACGGGGAAUGGCUGGGAGUUUAAACUUUCUGACCCCAACGAGGUGGCCAGGCGAUGGGGCAGACGUAAGAACAAGCCACGGAUGAACUACGAGAAGCUGAGCCGUGGGCUGAGGUAUUAUUAUCACAAGAACAUCAUACAUAAGACUGGAGGUCAGCGCUACGUGUACAGAUUUGUCUGUGACCUGCAGGACCUUCUGUCCCGACCCACUCAGACAUCACAGCCUCCCACCAAAACCCAGAGAUCCAGGAUUCAAUAAUCAUGUGAGGGGACCUGGAGCGGAUUCUGGACUUCUGAGAAUGAGCCCAGGGCUGCUGCUACAUCACAGUCAUGCACUAAAGCAAAUAUCUGCUCUUGCUGAACUAGAAGUCUUACGUUGGAGACAGUUGCAGCCUGAGGGGGCGGUACAAGCAGACAGUGACUGCACUAGGCUCCGCCCACUGGGCAGCAGUUGGAUCCAGUGGAAAAGUAAAAAACACUAUUGAGCCCCAAAACUUCUGCCUCUAAAUUCACUGACGAAAAGUCCGGAGCAGAUCCAUUAACUCUAGAAGCAAAAAGGCCUCGAUUGUAUUGUACAGAGAACAGCACAGGCAUCACUUACACUUUUAUAUUAGGGCAGGAGAACAUGUGGCUUCCUUCUAUUAUGAAUUAAAGGGCCACACACAUUCCGAUGAAGACAGCCAUUACUGGAGGCUGCUGGGGGUUAGAAUUCAGCAACAAACAGAGGCUCCCUGAUAAAGCACUGAAUAGAAAUAGUGAUUGGCUGCCUUUCUGGGUUCUGUGAGCACCCAUUGGUCCAAUCCUAAGGAAGUGGGCGGGCACACUGGCUGGAAAGCAGGUUACAGUCCCGCCUUGUCUUUAUAAGAUGCUCUUUCUCAGGUACAAAUCUACCCAGUGUUUUGUAAAUAGACAGAUGUUUUCUUAUAUUUGUAUUUUCCUAUUAAUAAAUAAUUUUAUUUACUGA